GCCUUCAGAUGUGAAGCGACUGAGCAAACUUUCCAACUAGACAUCUGUCGCCUAACAAAGGCGCUGUCAGCUGCAGCCUCGCGAACGCCAGUGGCAGGUGAUGCUGAGGUGACUUGAGCUCUGCCAGUGACAGGUGGUGACGCGAGAGGAGCUGAUCUCAAGGAGCCUGGCCUGCCGUUAACUUAUCUGUUGCCAGUCGGGUCUCCGGAAUGUGCUGAGCGACGGUUUGAAAUCUGGUUUGACCGGGGUAGCCCAUUUCAGACAUCACUUUAUGCGGUGUUUUUCUUACAGGUGCGCCAGGAGCUGUGCAGCCCGCGACUUCCUCGCUCAAACUCCGUGUCCGCUCAGUUCUCGCGAGGUAUGUGGCUCUCAGUAGUCUCCUUGUCUGUCCUACCUGUUUUGGGGGCUUUGGUGUUCCAGCACCGGGGCCGAAUGGCCGGCGUCUGCCGAAGUGUUUUUCAGAGAUGGAGAUUCACGAACACUUCAGUUGGCGCCUUGGAGCAGCGCGUCCACGGCUUUGUCAUGACGAACUCGACGCACGGACAGCCAGACAGCGUUCUGCAGACUUUUGACGACUUCUCACGGUUGGAACCCACAUGCAGCAUAGGCCGGGAGAGGGGUGAGCUUCUUGACCGCAUAGUCAUGAAAGUCUCACCACAGCAAGUGCUGGAGCUCGGAACCUUCUGUGGAUACUCAGCGGUGCGAAUUCUCAGACUUCUGCCAACUACUGGGAAGCUCCUCACGGUGGAACGAGAUCCUCACACUGCCGACGUGGCCGAGGAGAUGAUCCUGGUGGCAGGCUUUAAACACUCACAGUUUCGGCUCCUCAGCUGCACUGCUCAGGUGGCCAUUGCACAGCUCCAGUCGUGCUAUGGGAUUUCAAGUGUGGACCUUCUUGUUAUGAAGCACAAUGUUGCUGAUUACCUGGCUGACUUGCAAACCCUGGAGAACAGUCGCAUCUUGAGCUACGGUUGCGUUCUCUUGGUCCUCAAAAGCCAUCUUCCUGGAGCAUUACAAUUUCUUCAGUAUGUCCAUCACAACGCUUCUUUUAAGGUGGUGUCACAGGUAAUGGACGUGAUGGAGAUCCAUUACUUGCCUCCUAUAACAGGACCGGCUCUCUAAGGUGUCACCAAGCUUUGGUGUGAUCAUGGCCAGUGUUAAAUUCAUACCUAAAAAGUAUUGUCUGUUAAUUUAAAACAGAAGAGCAUCAAGGUGUGGGUUGUGUGUAACUCAAGUGUACAAAUAAAGUCAGCCAUGAGAGUUGUGAG
Erpetoichthys calabaricus (reedfish) is the source of this 1268-nucleotide messenger RNA. RefSeq names its product transmembrane O-methyltransferase homolog. NCBI's taxonomy places the organism in Eukaryota, Metazoa, Chordata, Cladistia, Polypteriformes, Polypteridae. The record is from RefSeq and is a predicted model, not a curated record. Gene Ontology annotation, molecular function: catechol O-methyltransferase activity. Gene Ontology annotation, biological process: catecholamine catabolic process; developmental process; dopamine metabolic process. The coding region runs from base 361 to 1122 and encodes 253 amino acids. The transcript has 4 exons.